GAUAGAUGAUUCCUUGGUAAUUAACUAAGCAUCAAAUGAAGAUGAAUUUUCUCCAUGCCAAAAGGAUGCACGGAAUUUACCAACAGCACAAUAAUUAGUGGUGUCUAGGAGCAAUCAUCUUUGCGAUUGAUCUGCCAUUUGCUGCAGCAUCGAGCGCUCAAAUCACGACGGAAUGCCAUGGUGAGGGCCCAUCCCAGUUCCCUCGGAGCAACCUGUUCGCAGCGGCGGGCGACUAACUACGGGACCAGGGGGGGCAGCGUGCGGCGGGGAGUACGUGGUGCGGUGCAUCAGCGCGGCGCAGACUUGGCCCUGACCCUGUAACCUGCAAACCCAGAACUUUCUCCAGAUCAAGAUCGUCCACUACGCCCUCUCGUCGACGUCCGGCACCGCCGCGUACGAGCAAUCCGUCGCCGGCGCUGCAUUGGUCCCGUCGGAGACCGCUUUUCAAGCCGUUGCCAAUUCGUUCGGGGGGCUUCGAUCGUGGUCGAGUUUCAAGAGUAAGCAACGUCAUUUCUUCGGCUUCUUUCUGUUCACUUGAAUCUUGCGGACGGAACACUCGAUGCCGGCGGCGGUGGCGUAAGAGAGGUUGCUGGGGUUUCGAGGGCGGUUGGGUGUGGUGAGGUGCAGGAUAAGUGGGAUCCCCAUCUUUCUGUGAGUGGAACGUGCGGGGUCCGAUCUUCGGUGAUGGCUCAAGGCUCGAGAUAGAGAGAAGAAAGGACUAUCCAAUAUUUUCUCGAGAUUUGCCUCUUUCUAAAAGAAAUUGGUGAAGCUUUAUUAUUUAUUUAUCGUUAGCAAAAGUUUUAUUAUUUAUUUGUGACCCCACAAAGGUUGAUAAUGACGAACACUGUAUAUGUUUUAUCGAUAUCUUUAUUUGGCGGGUCUUGCAAGGCAAGAAUACUUUGGUUGCUCUUAGGUGGCCGGCUUUGUUGACUUGAGAAGGGAUCUUUUUUCAGCAUAUGCUCCUAACUUGAAUCUAAUUCCAAUUGAAUAUCUCCAAAAGUCGGUUAGUGGACCAAUAAAAUGUGUUUUCCUCUUCACCCGAUACAUUUGUCCUAGAAUAAAGACUUUCAAAAGAUGUUAAUGUCUUCACGGAAGUUCUCAGCUCAUUUUCAGCAAAAAUGGCGGUUCACACUAGAUUCGUGCCUUCGCUCUUGAACGUGCUCUUUGUCAUUCAAGCCCUGGAAUUCUGUCAUUCCAAAGCCUUUACGAAUGUGAGUUGCAUUGGUGCUGAGAGGGAAGCUCUUAUGAAGUUCAAGCAGGAUCUCACUGAUCUUUCAGGACGUCUGCGGUCAUGGAUUGGCGAGGGUUGUUGCAAGUGGGAAGGAGUGGAAUGCAGCGAGGAGACAGGCCACGUCUUGAAGCUUGAUCUUCGUAAUCCCUGUGAUGGUUUAGAGUGUAGCUUAGGAGGUAAGAUACAUCCCGCUCUAAACGAACUGAAGGAUUUGAAGUAUCUAGACCUUAGCUUCAAUAAUUUUUCAACCCAAAGAAUCCCAGACUUUUUAGUUUCUCUUCAGAAACUAGAAUAUCUCAACCUCUCAUCUGUGGGCUUCUACGGACAUGUUUCCAAUCAACUUAGUAAUCUUUCCAACUUACAGUACUUGGAUCUCAGUAAUUCAUGGUGGUGGCCCUCUAUUAUAAUAGAAAACCUCCUGUGGCUUUCGAAAUUUUCUAAGUUGAAGUAUUUGGACCUGUCUUAUGUUCCCCUUCCCGACUCCAAAGAAUGGUUAACUCCUAUCAACAUUUCCUCCCUAGAGUUUUUAAUAUUGAGGGGAUGUAAUUUGCAGGAUGUUUCAACCUCUUUGCAUGUCAAUUUCACUUCUCUUAGAUUCCUUGAUCUGAGUCACAACUCCAUGGAUUCAUUUGUUCCUCCUUGGUUUCAAAACUUGAGCAAACUUGAACAUCUUGAUUUAAGUUAUAAUAAUCUCCAUGGCAUAUUCCCCACUGUUAUCCUUGAAAAUAGUCGGUGGCUUAGAUUCCUUGAUGUCUCUAAGAAUAGGCUGGAGGGUGAACUUUUGAAAGACAUGAGCGAUUUCUGCAACCUGCAAGUACUAAACUUGCGUUCUAACAAAUUUAGUGGGAGGAUUUCAGACACCAAAGAUGGUGCUUUGAUUUGUGGACGAAGUCACAUGAAGACUAUUGAUGUUUCCGGCAACAAUUUCAGUGGUCACCUACCCAAUCAAUUUGAAGAUUUCAAAGAUCUCGAAUUCCUUGAUCUCUCAUGGAACUCAAUUUCAGGUCCUAUACCUGCUACUGUGGGCCAGCUAUCAUCUUUGAAAAAAUUGUACCUCUCUUCUAACAAAUUGAGUGGGAACAUUCCAGAAAGUGUUGGGCGACUAUCCAAUCUAGAGGUGAUGGACAUUCGUAAUAAUAAUUUGGAUGGAGUUGUUAGUGAACUUCACUUUGCCAAUCUCAGUAGCUUGACCGUGUUGUACUUUUAUUUGAAUGAACUAGUUAUAAAUAUUAGCGCAUCUUGGGUUCCUCCUUUCCAAAUUCAAGUGAUUUUCAUGUCCAAUUGCAAAGUGGGACCAAGAUUCCCAAGCUGGCUUCGAACGCAAAGGAACAUUUCCGUAUUAUAUAUGUCAAAUGCUAGCAUCUCAGAUGAAGUUCCCUAUUGGCUACCUGAAGUUUUAUCCAACACAAAACGAUUGGAUCUUUCGGGCAACUUGCUCAGAGGCAACAUAUCCCGAAUUAUUGGAAAAAAGAUGCCACUGUUAAGGUUAGUGUCACUUUCUGGAAAUAACCUCAGUGGUGGCAUUCCAAACUCAUUAUGCAUGUCAGAUGAAUUGUCUUUUCUUGAUCUCUCCAAGAACCAACUGUCAGGGAGACUUCCGCAAUGUUGGAGGAAGUCGCAAGCGAAUUUGGAGUGGAUUUCAUUGGGAGAAAACAAGUUAAAUGGUCAGAUUCCAUACUCCCUAUGCCAUUUGGAGCGAUUAGGAGUUCUAGGCCUACAUGAAAAUGGCUUGAAUGGAGUGCUUCCAAAAUGUUUACUAAAGCUACAUUUGGUAAACCUCGAUCUCAGUGACAAUCAAUUCACUGGUAGAAUACCUCCGUUUGGACAACAUUCUAGAUCAUUUAGGACAAUCGAUCUAGCGAGAAAUUACUUCACUGGGAACAUUCCUUUGCAGCUAUGCCAUCUUGUUAAUCUCCAGUAUUUAAACCUAGCAAAUAACAACCUAUCCGGAGGCAUUCCUCAUUGUUUCAACAACUUCACGCGGAUGUGGGCCAACUCUACUUUUACUCCGUAUGGGAGGUUCCCGUUGGGGUUUUCUAUUAUGGUUAAUAUAAAAGGAAAGAGCCUAGAAUUCACCACCACGCUCCGCUAUUUAUUUUCCAUUGACCUUUCAAGCAAUGCAUUGGAUGGACAAAUACCGAAAGGGCUGACUAGGCUGGCACGACUACAGAAUUUGAACCUCUCUCAAAAUAAGCUGAUUGGAGAAAUCCCUUUAGAUAUUGGCAACUUGAGAGAUUUAGAAUCACUGGAUCUAUCCCAUAACAAGCUAUCGGGUAAAAUCCCUCCUAUCAUAUCCAAUUUAGACUCUCUAAGUCAUUUGGAUCUUUCCUUCAACAAUUUAUUUGGUCCUAUUCCAUCGAGCAAUCAUCUAAGCACUCUGAACAAUCAAUUUGUUUAUCGUGGCAAUGAUAGACUUUGCGGAGCUCCUCUUUUGAAAGUUUGUCCUGAAUAUGAGCAUAAUGAUAUGGACAUACGAGAUAGUCACAAUAGGAGUGAAGAUGAGUCUAAAAAAGGUCAUCCAUGUAUAUGCGAGAAUGGAGUUGUCCCCGACAGAGCACUAGAUCCAGCAGUUCCAUCUCGGCUCGAACACCUCUCUGCAAUGAAUAACUUAAAGAAGAUGGCUCUGCAGGUAAUUGCUGAAAGUCUCGCCAAGGAGGAGAUUGCUGGUUUGAAAGAAAUGUUUAAAGCGAUGGAUAUUGAUAACAGUGGCGCAAUCACCUUUGAUGAACUUAAAGAUGGUUUGCGAAGAUAUGGCUCCACGAUGAAGGACACGGAGAUAUGUGAUCUCAUGGAUGCUGCAAGUACAUUGCUUGUAGGUUCUUUUGUUUUCACUUGAGACCGAGUCUUUAAAUUGCAUCCUCGGUCGACUUUUCCCAAGCUGUUCUUAAAGUUGAACAUCAACCAAACCGACCAGAUAACGAAUCCAUCUGAUGCAUAU
Molecule: messenger RNA, 4169 nt
Organism: Syzygium oleosum
Lineage: Eukaryota; Viridiplantae; Streptophyta; Magnoliopsida; Myrtales; Myrtaceae
Product: receptor-like protein EIX2
Exons: 4
Coding region: 1119-4067 (982 amino acids)
Molecular function (GO): calcium ion binding; protein binding
Source: RefSeq, a predicted model, not a curated record